AUGAAAGACAUUCAUGGAACAGAUUUGAACGAGAAUUUAUGUUGCUCGUUGUGCAAGUCGUAUUUGAUUGAUGCAGUAACGCUUACCGAAUGUCUUCACUCAUAUUGUCGAGCUUGUUUACUGGGUAAUAUUGAGAAGGCUGAAGUAUAUCAUUGUACAAAGUGUGCGGCAUCAUUCGGUAAAGAUCUUUCCGAAGCAUUCGUGCGUGAUGAUACACUUCAGAAAUUAGUUUAUAAAAUGGUGCCAGAAGUUUAUUGGCAAGAGUUACUUCAACGUGAUGAAUUUCUCAAAAAAAGAAUCGUUUCACCUGAUGAGAAAGCAACAAUUCUUGAUAAAAAGCUCAUGCAACUCGCCUCAGAACUGUGUGCUUCGAAUGAGAUGGUCUCAUUAUGUUUAGAAUACAUAUCACCGGGUAUAUCAGAUAAUGAUACAGGGGAAGAUAGUAAUGAUAAAGAAGCAGUAAGUGCAUCAAGACUGCUCGAUGAUAACAAACCGUCAACAGUUGCCGAAGCUGAUCGUUUAGAAAAACAGGAAGCAAUGUUGACUACAUUCAGGAGAUAUUUUCGUUGUCAAGCAUCGACAAGAAUUGGUACAUUAAGAAAAUUACUGGAAGCGAAGUUAGAGGUUUCCGAUACUUAUCGAUUAUUUUUUGUCGACAGUGAUUGCAAUGUGACGUUGGAUGAUCAGUGCACACUACAGGAUGUUGCUUAUAUGUUUUCAUGGCGACGUCUGGGACCAAUGAAAAUUCUUUUUACCCUACAGCGACAUCUCGAAGAAGAGAAGCCACCGGUGUUAGAUAUGGAAUUUAUGCCGGAACUUGUUGCUGAAGAGCCUCUUUCACAAGGAAGUGCUGCGGUCACAGCUGCAAUUGAAACUCCUGUACAGUUACCAGCAUUAACUGUGUCACUAAAUACUUCAAUGAUGGAAGGUGGACCAAAUCACCAACCUAUCAUUACUACUGAAGUUCAUCCACCACCCAGGAAGAAAAGGAAGUCUACUGCACCAACAAAAAAACAAGUUGCAUCUCCAGUACCUGUGCAGCGUAUGACUGGUGUUUCACCGCUUGCAAAAGGACCUCCACCGUUAGUACGACUUGAAAAUGCAAGUUUGAACAAGAAAUCUAGCAGCAAUGGACGCGUAAAAACUUCUGAAAAAACUUCAUCAAAAACAACACUUCAUGAGGAUGCACCGGCUACAAAGCAAGCAAAGCUAAUGCCAACAUCUUUUGAUAACAAAUUGCAGCAAAUCAUCGAUUCUUCUCCAAGUCGUUCAGCAAAGAUUUCUAAGGGAAGCAGGAAUAAAACAUUAUCAAAAACAGCAUCUAGUAUCACCGAACCGUCAUCUAAAGUUGUGUCCAAUAAUAAAUCCACAGAAUCAAAUAAUAAAAGUGGAAAUACAAACAGCAGUUUGCAAGCAGCGAAACUAAUAUCCACUGAUGGUAUCAAGACUGAAUCGGGCUCAUCUAAUGUGAAAAGUGAGAAUGUUACAGCGAAGGAGAAAACUUUUAGUAAAUUACAUACAAUUUCGAAAAUCACAGAGAACACCACGGUGAUUACAACUAUUUCUACUCCAGCAAGUACGACGGCAACAAUAACAACAAUUAGUCAUCCGAGACCAAUACAGCCACGUCCGAUAGAGAUGAAAACUAAUUACGAGGCUUUAGUAAAAAGUUAUGGUUUAAACGGAAUGGGAAAUAAGCUUUCCUCUUUUCCUUUAGACGGAAAGCAUGUUGGAUUCACUCCGCCAAUGCAUAUCCAACCACCACUAUUUAUGGAUCCAAAAAUUGCUGCACAACCAAUUAAGCAUAUUCUUUCUGGACGCGGUAUGCCGCCCAUUAUACCUGAAACCACUCCUUAUCUAAGGAAUCCAGCGCUAGCAAAUUUCAUGCAUCACCUACAUAUGCAACCACCACCAAUUCCUGGACUUCCUGGUAGCAGCACUCCACCACUUCUUUCUCAUAGCAAUAGUUCAACAUCGCCAUGCUGUUCAUCUAAUCAACUUACUUCAUCAACCCAUAAUCUUCCAAUCAGUAAUAUCUCAUCAAAAAAUUCUCAGCAACAACUUAAACACCCCGCAGCACUGCCACUUCCUCCAGCAGCUACUAGUUCAAGCGGUAAUAGUAGUAGUAGUAGCAGUAGUAGCAGUAGUAGCAGCAGUAGCAAUAAAUUGUUAAACGGCAGUGGUAAUAGCAGUAGAGCAUCCUCACCAGCUGCUGCUAAAUUGCAACAAAAAAUUGUUUCUCCAAUUCCAAUUCCAACUGCUCACAUAACACCCUUUAUGAGUCAUAGUUAA
Cercopithifilaria johnstoni is the source of this 2292-nucleotide messenger RNA. NCBI's taxonomy places the organism in Eukaryota, Metazoa, Nematoda, Chromadorea, Rhabditida, Onchocercidae. The record is from the annotation of a GenBank genome assembly.